Molecule: messenger RNA, 913 nt
Organism: Pygocentrus nattereri (red-bellied piranha)
Lineage: Eukaryota; Metazoa; Chordata; Actinopteri; Characiformes; Serrasalmidae
Gene: atp6v1g1
Product: ATPase H+ transporting V1 subunit G1
Exons: 3
Coding region: 116-472 (118 amino acids)
Biological process (GO): proton transmembrane transport
Cellular component (GO): vacuolar proton-transporting V-type ATPase complex
Molecular function (GO): proton-transporting ATPase activity, rotational mechanism
Source: RefSeq, a predicted model, not a curated record
UGACGCACAGUCAGCUGAUCUGUGGCUCUAAUUCUAGCAGUUGACCUUUGCUGCGGAACACAGCCCUGAAAUUGGUGCGUUUGGUCUUAAUUCGCGGAGCAGAUAUUUUUUAACUAUGGCAAGCCAGUCUCAGGGUAUUCAGCAGUUGUUACAAGCUGAGAAACGGGCUGCGGAGAAGGUCGCCGAAGCCCGUAAACGUAAGAACAGACGCCUAAAGCAAGCCAAAGAGGAGGCUCAAGCAGAGAUUGAACAGUAUCGUCUGCAGAGGGAAAAAGAGUUCAAGACCAAGGAGGCUGCGGCUCUGGGAUCUCAUGGUAACUCUGCUGUGGAGGUUGACAAAGAGACUCUGGACAAGAUGAGCUGCAUCCAGAAAAGUUACCAGCAAAAUCGGGAAGCUGUGCUGAACAACCUGUUGAAGAUGGUUUGUGACAUCAAGCCAGAGAUCCACACCAAUUACCGUGUUGCUGGUUAAAUAUGUCUCUGCCAUUUUCAGCAUAGCAUUGAAAACACAAGCAACACAGAUAAAAACUGGCAUUGUACAGCCAUUAAGAUGUUACAACUCCAUUAACAGAGCCAUACAUGUAUUAGAGCUAAACCAGUGCACACUCGUUGAUUCCCUUUGUGAAUAAUACAUGUGUGUGUAUCUCUGCAUCUUGCUAUACAAAGUGUUGUUUAUUUAUAAAUUUAAAAAAUGCAGUUGUUUUGUUUGACCAAUGCAUAAAACUGGACAUCUGAUUGCUUUUUUCUGUGGCCCGUUUUGUGUGACAAAUCUAUAUUGUCUACAAAUGUAAUUUUUUGUCAAUUUUGCUCUGUGACUUUGUGUUGUAGUCUUGGUGUGUAGCUGACAUCCUGCUGUUUGUACCAGCUGUGAAAAUGCAGUAAAUUGUAUUAAAUUGUUGUGUGUAUACAAGGA